AUGUAUAUGCUAUCGGAUGAGGAAGUAGCCUACUCCAAUAGUCUGUACAGUGGGGAAACCGGGACGGAAGCGAAUGACACUAGCGAGGAGCGGUCCCACGGGUACGAACGGAGCCAACUGGGCAACUUCCACCGGACGGGCGGAGCGCGGGGGAGGAGGCACACGUACAAGAUGUGGCGCAAAGAGGCAAAUCAAAUUGCGAGCCAAAGUGAGAGCCAAAGCGAAAGCCAAAGUGAGUAUCGGCGCGACGACGACAGUGAGUACCGGGGGGAAGACCAUAAUGCCUACCAGCUCGAGUAUCAAAAUCCGUACCAGCUGAAGCAUGAAAGUCCUUACACGCACGAGUAUCAGAGUCCGCCCCAAUGUGAAGGCGAAAUGUUCAAGUACGUCUGCAUAGCAUCGAUAGAGGACGUCGAAAUUUUGUUCAAGUGCAGCUUCCUGCCCCAUGAGCUGGACGCCGCCGCGAACUACACAAUAAAAAAAAUACUGGGUGCCUCCAAAAGGAAACUAAAUCAUUGCAAUAAAAAAAUGCUUAAUUGGGACAACAGAAUUAUUUAUUUCACAAUCUGCACAGAAAAAAAAAUGGCAUUCUUUCUUAUCGGAUUGCAUAUGAAAGCUUACUUCAAGAAUUACGCAUUCGAGUUCUUGAAGAAACUGGAAAUAUACACAAAGUCGGAUUUAUUUUCUGGCCAGAAUUACAAAGCGAAAAAUAUCAACCCGUCCAAAAUGCACACCACAGAAGCGUUUUUGCAGCGCACAAUUAAAGGCAUUAAUAAAUGUUGUCGUGAUGAAAAAAUGAUAGCAGUGAAACAAAAGCUACAUAAAAUUAAUUCCGUCAUGAAUAAUCACAUCGAUAAUUUAUAUCAAUCCAGGGGAAACAUAAAAGCUCUCAAACAUAAGACGCAAAACAUGUCGAAAAACACGUUACACUUUGUUCAAAAUAGUAAAAAAUUGAAAAGAAUUAUGCUCAUGAAGUACUGGAAGACAUAUGUUUUCUUGGCCUGUUUCGCGAUCAUAGGAUUUAAGGUUUACCGAUCCAUAUGA
Molecule: messenger RNA, 1044 nt
Organism: Plasmodium inui San Antonio 1
Lineage: Eukaryota; Apicomplexa; Aconoidasida; Haemosporida; Plasmodiidae
Product: vesicle-associated membrane protein 7
Exons: 1
Coding region: 1-1044 (347 amino acids)
Source: RefSeq, a predicted model, not a curated record